This is a messenger RNA of Suillus discolor, 1277 nucleotides long. RefSeq lists its product as uncharacterized. Lineage: Eukaryota; Fungi; Basidiomycota; Agaricomycetes; Boletales; Suillaceae. The coding region runs from base 74 to 1003 and encodes 309 amino acids. The record is from RefSeq and is a predicted model, not a curated record. The transcript is spliced from 5 exons.
CGACGACGAUGCUGACGAUGACGACGACGAACAGUUGCCUGCAGCUCGAGGGACCAAGCGAUCAUUCGAUGACAUGUCAUAUGAAGAUACCGUGGUGCCGAAGGUCAAGAAAAACACUGACGGUUCGCGUCGACGCGUGAAAGCCAGCGACUUUGACGAAAUCUCGAAAGAGAUUCUCAUAACUGCUUGCUCCGUUUAUCGGUGUCUCAUCGUCACACAGGCACCUUUUCCGGAUUCCGUUGCAGCUGAGACAAAACUGGCGAAAGAGGCCUGGCGCGAGGCAUGUCAACUCAAAGGUGUUGACGUCAAACUGACCCCUUCGGCGGUGAAUAUGCUGUUGAAACGCGCUUCACACGUGCGAGGCGAACUCAAGACGAAGAUGCGUCCGCUCACGGCUUCAUUUCACGGCUUCCGCUCAAGUAAUUCUAUGGAGGUGAUAAGGUCAAACCAAGAUCUCGCAGAGAGAUUGAAAAUUGGCUCGAUCUUUGUUUUCAAGGACCCGUCAUCCAAGUCAGGCAUCUACAAGACCGAGUUGCUUCAACAGGGUAUCAACAGCAUGUGGUUCUUGAACCGAAGUGACGAGGGUGUCAUCUACCACAAAUACUUCAACCCCAUCCCUAUCAAAACUAUUGCGCUCAUGCUUACGGCUAUAGAAUGUUGUGUUGAUGAGUGGUCGCAAGGCAUCAAAGAGGACAUCAAGUUCACAUCUGCUGGUUAUGGGGCCGUCUACAACCAUCAUUUCAGCUCACUGCAACGCUUUGAUGAGCGCACUGCACCUUACAAACUCCUUUCAAAAAUUUGUAUCAAUCUGCAUGAUACAGCGCGCUUCCACGCAGGUGUCGCAUCACUCAUUCCAUUGUCAGCUACAUCCCAGGCCCACAUCGACGACGCGGCGUUUGAAGACGCUAUUCGAGAGUACCAGCGUGAGGGGAAGGAUGCGGCAGUCGAGGAUGAGGUCGAGGAGUAUGAGUAUCCUAGUAGCGAGGGUGGGGAUGAUGAAUAGGGACGCAGUGAGUAAGACGUUCGUAUUAUGCUAGUUUGUGUUUCAGGUGGUUGAAUUUAAUUGUGACUACGAGGUUCUUUGGUGUGCUAUAUAGCUGCUGGUAGUAAUUUAUAGCUGCGUGCAGUAGCACUCCGACAAACUACGGUAGUACCUUGUAGCUACUGGUAGUUACUAUGGGACUCUAUGGUGUCUACAUAGAGGGCACUUGACAACGGGGCUACUCGCGCUACCCUGACUAUAUAGCACUAUGUAGUCACUAUGUUUUUUCCUGAUG